This is a messenger RNA of Scatophagus argus, 4551 nucleotides long. Its product is annotated as dehydrogenase/reductase SDR family member on chromosome X-like. The coding region runs from base 571 to 1551 and encodes 326 amino acids. The transcript has 7 exons. NCBI's taxonomy places the organism in Eukaryota, Metazoa, Chordata, Actinopteri, Scatophagidae. The record is from RefSeq and is a predicted model, not a curated record.
GCAGCUGCAGAGCUGCACCGUCUGAGAAACAUGUUCUUAAAGCCUAUAAAUCCUGGGAAAUUAUGGAUCAGACUGGUGUGCCAUGCCUCUGUUGCUUCUGGCGUGUGUGACUUAUUAUGGAGCAGUUAAUAAGAUAGUCAGUGAGCUGAGGGGAGCAAUAUGUUGAAUCUACAGAGAGGGCUCAUACGGCACAUCAAGCAGCCAAGCAGCAGCGACGAGUGCCCUCCAUCAUAUACUCAUCCCACCUCAACUGUUAAGUGGUCGAUAGCUGCAUGAGAUCCGCUUUUUGUCAAGGUCAACUUGACAGUGAGCUGUCAGAGCAAUUAGUCAAGUGGGCAAUCUCAAGAAUAGCCCAUUUGAAAAUAGGCUUCAGGUUGAAUGGGUUUUCUAAAUGACCUUCUCCUUCCCCACUGUCUUUCUGGAGAAAAUAUUUAAUGAAAGGUACGGCAAGGAAAGAAGCGAGGAUUGACGAGUUCAUAUUGGAACGUGUCCCACAGAUGAACCUGAACUUUCAGUUCCGAUAGCUGCUCCUCCUCUGCACCGAUCACUCCGUAACAGGACCAGGCAGAAAUGCUCACUGCUAUUCGGGCUUGUCUUCUACCAGUUAUCAAGCUUUACCUGCUUGGAUUGAAGGUGCUGUUGGUUCAGCUGGUCAGCAAACCUUUCAGGUUGCCAGUGAUGCCCAGACAAGAUGGCAAGGUUGCCAUAGUGACAGGAGGAGCCAGGGGAAUCGGUUAUGAGGUAGUCCGCCACAUGGCCAGACUGGGUGUGCAUGUUAUCAUAGGUGGAAGGGAUGAGCAGGAGGGUCAGGCAGCCAUCAGAAGGAUCUGUGAAGAGAACACAGAGGCCAAAGUGGAGUUCAAGAAACUGGACCUAGCCUCUUUGCAGUCUGUCCGUCAAUUUGUCCAGAGCUUCAAAGAGCGAGACCUGCCGCUGCACAUCCUGGUCAAUAAUGCGGGUGUCAUGCUGGUUCCAGAGGGACGUACUGAAGACGGAUUUGAGCAGCACUUUGGCGUGAAUUACCUAGGACACUUCCUGUUGACCUGGCUUCUCCUGAACACACUAAAGGAUUCUGGGAAAUGUGGUUCCUUCUCCCGUGUGGUCACCGUCUCCUCCUCUGCGCACCGCAUCGGCGAAAUCAGACUCUGUGACCUUAAUAGUUGCCAAUGUUAUUCAGCCCAUGCUGCUUAUUGUCACAGCAAGCUGGCCCAGCUGUUAUUUAGUUCCCACCUCCACCAGGAGUUGCAGCGAGGGGGUUCCCCAGUGAGUUCAUGUGCUGUGGAUCCCGGGAUGGUGGACACAGCUCUCUAUCGCCACCUUUGGAUGCCCCUGUGGUUGGCACAGAGCUUCGUCGCUCGUCUGCUUUUCAGGACUCCUGAAGAGGGUGCUGCCACUGUGCUGUACACCGCCCUGUCACCAGCCCUGGAGGUAGAGAGUGGAGGAGGCUAUUGGGCCAAUGGGCGCAGGGAGAUGACAACACCACCGACCUUUGACCCCCUGCUGCAGCUGAGCCUUUGGGAAACCAGCCUCCACUUGCUGGGCCUGCAGUAGCAUGUGACUAAAGGACGGCUUACUGGACUAGACGUCGAGGCCCAUCAGCCACCUUUUCCUUCUCCCUUUUUUUCAGUAUUAUACCUCACAUCGAGGUGUUGUAGCGAUUUAUUUUGACAGUCUCACAAUCCAUUGCUGGACUGUGAUUGGUUAUUUGAAGAGCGAAGACCCCUUUUUUUUUGUUCCAGAUCCACCAAAGAAGGGCUACAGGGAAUGGAAGUUUUUUUUUGCUUUUCAUUAUGAGCAAGCAAACAUAUACACACACAUACAAACACACUUUAGGGUUGUAUCAUUAAAUGAGUUUGCUGUCAUAGAUUCUGGCCAGUCGCUGACAUCCACUUUGGCUAUAAACAGAUAUUGACAUCCGCCUCUGACACGAUGACGUUUGGUCCCUGAUCGUAGCUAACUUCAGAUGUCGUACCACAGCAUUAUGUUAAAAAAAAAAACCCUGCAAUGACACUCGACUCACUUUGCCUUAAUGUCAUUAGUCUGGCUUUGGGUGGAGACGUUCCUUUAGUGAACUAACUGCUGUUGCAGAAUUUUUUCCUUCCUAAAGAUGAAAAAUUCGGCGAACAUUGAAAAUGUCUUUUUUAUUUAUUUAUUUUGCACACAGAAGUAAUUCAAUUCAAAAGCUAAAUUGCGGCAUAGUUAACUGGUUUCAAAAUCACAUGUCGGUCAAGCCUUAGCAUGCAUACACACACACACUAACACACAAACAUUCAUGCACCGUGACAGCGAUCUGAUUUUUCUGACCUGAACCUGCCGUGCUGUGGCAAGGGAUGGGAACGUGACAUAUCACAAUGAUUUCCCAGAUCGCUUAGUCAUCCAUGUGAUUUGACUGGGAGCUGCUUUUUUUUUUGUUUGUUUUGGUUCUUAUGUUUUUGCCAGUCACUACCAAAUCCUCAUGUUAGCUGCUGGUAGGUGUAUGAUAAACCGUGUUUUUCCAGCUUUCCUCAUGAACAUGCUGGGAAAACAUUCUCCUCUUUCCUGCUCAGCGGUCCAGCAAAAGAUGUUCCUUUGGGCUAAUCGGGGGAUUCGGGAAGGAACAGAGGAAGGGAAGAGAUCCCGUGUAAAGGUUGGCCUAAAUCUGGAAUAAUUCCCCGUAUAGACGAGAGAGUGACGAGGCACUCUGAAUUGUUCUGCGGUAGCUUCUUGUUGUUGUCAUUUUCUGAAGCCUGGAUUUUAAGACAUUUCUGUUUGCUUUUGUCUGCUCAGAAACAAAAAGGGAAGGGACGGAGAACCAACCGUCACUUUACUCGGUCCCCGUUUUCCUUUGUGAUCUGUGUUAAUCGGUUUUGCCGUGUCUGUGAUACAUGUGUGUGUGUGUGUGUGUGUUUUAUGAAUUAAGAAUUAACUCAUGCUAUAGGCCCAAUUCAUGUUGAUGGAUAGCACAACGGCGCACAGUCCCGGAGGAACAACAAGAGAAAGAAGACAGAGAGCGAAUGCACUUUUUUUUUCUCCAGUAUUUAAGCCGUGAUUGCUGCUGCUGCUGCUGCUGCCGCUGCCGCCACUGCUUCCUCACUUGGCGCAGCUCCCAGUGCAUUGUGGGAUUGUGAUUUCCCAGCGGUGAGAAUCAAACUCCAUCUGCUGAACUGACACACACACACACACACACUCAGAAACAGUGGAAGCAGUACAUCCAGGCACAGGCUUAUCUGAACAAGCACACAGCAAACAAACACGUCUGCUACUCAUGCAGGAAAAUAGUCACACAUGCACACACCUGCACACACACUGUGCCAUAAUGCCAUCUCCACUGUGAUAAACCAUUUUAGCUGUGAAGAUGAAAAGUUUUAUCUUACAUUAAAAAAGAUUUGGCUAAAAGCCCUUCCCCACAUGCCAUCCCGACGCUGUAUGUGCGUAUUGUUGCUUUGAAAACUGCCACUCAGCAUCCAGCGUCCGUUAUUUCUGCCGUAUGUGAAGCAAUAGUAUCACUGUGGUAGUGAAUAGAGCCAAUAGCACAGAGCCGGACAUUCAGAAUAGGGGAAGAGAGUGUAUAGAUAAAAGUAUACCAGCUUCAAGUUACCCAUGUAUCAGGAAUUCAUUGUCAGUCUGCAUUGUUUUGAAUGGUUCAGUUUUUCAGUUUUAUGUAAAAAAAAAAAAAAAAAAAAAGAUUAAAAAAUCUGUUUUUAAAGCCGUUUGAAGAUGCGUCCCAAAUCAGGGGCUGGAUCCUCUGAAGGAUGCGGUCCACAAAGUGUCCAGCUGAACCUGCUCCUGUAUCCUAAAUGGAACAUCAUUUUACACCCGCAGAGAUAAAAAUUAUUGUUGUGUUCUGGUGCUCCUUGUCAACUCGUCAAGUCUACGUUUACUAGUUUCCAUCAGCUGACGAUGUUUGCAGCGUGAGCUGUGUCGUUUAACACAGACCGAACACCAGGUAAAAAGUGGACCAGGUUGAUGGUAGAUAACAUCCAUAUUACUUCCAUUGAUUUGUAAUGCCCUGUGAUUAACAUGUCCAUGCUGCAAACAGUGGAGUUUGUGCCUGGCUUCCAUUAUUUAUGACCUAAUGUCCGUUUAGUCCAUGUGAUAUGAUCACCUUAACUCAAGUACCUGGUAAAGAUCAUUUAUGAGUCGACAGAGAUUCCCUGAACGCUCCAUUGUUGAAUCUUGAGGAUGAGCAGAUGGGCCCUCCAAAUUUUAGUUAGUAAUAAAAAAAAGGUGACGUUUCUUUACCUUUUGUGGAUGUGAAUGUGCUGGAAAUGCAAACUGUGGCGGAUCCAUCUUUAGACAAAUUCUUUUUUUCAUGUCAUAUGGGAGGCAUAAUAACCUUGCAUGACACAGUUUGGUUUUAUUUUGAGGAAUUGCUGGACAUAAAGAGAGCACAGAGAAAAAUCUCACUUUCCGAUUCAUAAUUACUGGAUUACUUCGAAGCUGAUGUGAACAACAUUUACCAGCUGGAGCCUGACAGUUAGAGUAACUCUGAUAUGACAUGAACAGGGCACACAUUGCAGCUUACCCUGAUUGUCUGUAGAAUUAUGUAAACCUGUUUCAGCAUUUGAACUG